Messenger RNA from Raphanus sativus (radish), 744 nucleotides. RefSeq lists its product as uncharacterized. The record is from RefSeq and is a predicted model, not a curated record. Lineage: Eukaryota; Viridiplantae; Streptophyta; Magnoliopsida; Brassicales; Brassicaceae. The coding region runs from base 1 to 744 and encodes 247 amino acids. The transcript has a single exon.
AUGAAAAGAUGGGUCGAAAAACCUCCUGAGGAUUAUCUGCAGCACAUCAUGGUUUGGGUCCAGAUGAGAAACAUACCUGUUAACCAUUACACAAAGAAAGCUCUCUGGGCUUUGGGAGACUUUGCAGGUCAGGUGGUUGAAGUAGCUUUUGAUCCAGACAAACCUCAGACAAGAGACUACAUAAGAGUGCUUGUUAAGUUCAAUGUAGCAAAGCCACUGAGGAGGUUUAAAAAGAUCACUACACCUGGAGGAGAAGAAGUCUACAUUAGAUACGAUUAUGAAAGGCUUCAGAAAAGAUGCUACACUUGCCAGCGUCUUACACAUGAGCGAGAUCACUGUCCCUUCUAUCUCAAGAACCAGAAGGAGUUAGUGAACCUGGGAGCUUCGUCUGCUGAGAGCAAAAGAACUGAAGCAACAGAACAUCUUGAUGAAAAUUAUCCUCUUUAUGGUAUCAUUCCUGAGAAGCUGCUUGGGCUAGAUCAGGCGUCUGGAAAGCCAAAGAUUGCAGAGGAAGUGAUGGAUGGUAUGAGAAAGUACUUGAUGGUGGCUGAUGGUCCUGAAAAACUAGCUAGAGCGGAAAGAGUGAAGAAAUCGCUUCUAGACUUAGAGAGUGAUCCAAUUGGUAGGAAGACGGCGCUCAUGCUUGAACCGGUACCAUCGACUACAAAGGAUUUAGAUAAAGGGAAGGGAGUCGUCUUUGAUUUCAGUAGCCAGAACAAAACCCCAUCUCACCAGCGAAGUUGA